AUGUGGAAUAAUAAUGGAAAACUUUUAUUUGAUCUCUUGCUCUUAAGUGUCCUUUUGAUUAGUGUCCAUUCUGCGGAUAUUCUAAACUGCAAUUUUUUUGAUACGGUUAAAUUAAAGGACAGUCAAAAGUUGCCAAAUGGAUCGUACAAUUACCAUGAUGUUAUAAUACCCGCACAACUUACAGGAGAAUAUGACUAUGAAAUAAAUUACGAAGGGGUCAAGGAAUCGGUUCCCAAUCACAUUCGAGGUUGUGUCUGCAAAUUGAAAACUUGCAUUCGCUUUUGUUGCCAUCCCAAAAAGCUAAUGGAUGGCAAUCAGUGCUCCGAAGGAACCCACGAAAAACUCACUUACGAAAACACCCUGGACAUAACGCAAAUGAAUGGAUCAGUGAUAGGAAAACACAUUUUAAAUGACAUGGUGGUGCAGCAAGAUCUUCCCCUUCCUUGCGAAAAGCAUUACGCUCUGGAUGCGGAGGGAUACGAAGAAGAUAUGUGGUCCCUGUACGAGAAUGGAUCCUUAUUUCGUCACUAUGAUAAGCGACAUCUCACGAAGCAGGAAUUUUGCUUGCAGCCCAAUUUAACUAGUACCGGCCAGAACUAUAGCCUUAUUGUCGCCUUUAAUUGCAUUCAGAAACCAUCUUUGCAAAUGGCAUACGUCAAAUCGUGCUCUAUUGUCUUUAUGGCCAUAUCCAUUGCGCUCUACCUGUGGCUGCCAAAGUUCCGAACUCUCCAUGGCAAAUGCUGCAAGCUCUACUUCACUUGCCUGAUGGUGACCUUUUUACUGAAUGUCGUUAGCAUGUUUGGGAUCUUCAGCCUUGGGACUUCUAUCUGCUACAUCACCGGUUACGCUGGCUACUUUACAGUGAUGUCCACUUUUCUGUGGCUUUCCGUCAUCAGUUUCGAUGUCUGGAGGAGAUUUUCCUUGCGUCGGAUCCAGAAUUUCUACAAGAACAAUAAAAGCAGUUUUUGCAACUACAAUGUGAUCGUUUGGAGUUCUGCUGGACUUUUGACCUUCAUUAUUUUUUUGGUGGAUCAAUUUGCAGUUACAGACCUAGCCAAUCCAUACACUCCCGCAGUGGGAGUAUUUUCAUGCUGGAUAUACAGCGAUGGAUGGUCAGCAAUGUUUUAUUUGUACUUUCCGUUGGCGAUUUUAAUCGUUGUGAACGGAACAAUGUUUUUCCUAACAACCCGAUACAUUUAUGUGGAGAACAAGAAGAACCAGAAAGUGCUAAAUAAAUGCGAACAGCAAAAAGAAUCCAGGAACCAAGCCAACUAUCGCGUGUAUCUGCGCCUGUUUAUCAUAAUGGGCGGAAGUUGGUUUCUCGAAAUCGUUGCCUUUUUAUGCGAGAUGGAGAAUUCACUCCAGCCCUUAAUCGUGGUAAACGAUUAUAUAAACUGCAGUCAAGGAAUGAUUAUAUUCAUGGCCACAUUCUGCAAUCAAGAAAUGUUUAAAUCAAUACGAAAGCGCAUCCAAAACAAGGAAAGUACUACCACUGAUUCUACGAGUCGGCCACAAGAGUCUGAGAAAAUGGAAGCAGUGGAAUUAAGGAAAUAA
This is a messenger RNA of Drosophila takahashii, 1554 nucleotides long. RefSeq names its product methuselah-like 11 (gene mthl11). Gene Ontology annotation, cellular component: membrane. The record is from RefSeq and is a predicted model, not a curated record. Gene Ontology annotation, molecular function: G protein-coupled receptor activity. NCBI's taxonomy places the organism in Eukaryota, Metazoa, Arthropoda, Insecta, Diptera, Drosophilidae. Gene Ontology annotation, biological process: cell surface receptor signaling pathway.